AUGCAAUUUUUAAUUUGUUCAUCCUUUUCUAUUAAGGGUUAUCUGGAAUCUGCUCAGGCACUCUAUGAGGCAAAACUAAAGCCUGUUGAUUUUGAGAAAGACAAAACAAGAGAAGACAUAAACACAUGGGUUGAAACCAAAACAAAUGGUAAAAUAAAGAAUUUGUUUGCCCCGAAUUCACUGGAUAAGAAUACUUCCCUGAUACUGGUGAAUGCCAUUUAUUUCAAAGGAAAAUGGAUGGAAACGUUUAAAAAGGAAAACACAAAAAAUGCUCCGUUCCAUGUAAAAGAGGAUGUAAAAAUAACAGUGCCAAUGAUGAGACAAACUCAAAGAUUUAAUCAUGGAAUUGUAGAAGAAUUGGAUGCUCAGUUUAUUGAACUGCCAUAUGAAAAUAAUGAUUUCAGCAUGUUCAUAUUUUUACCUAAUAACAUUUUUGGUCUACAAAAGGUUAUUAAACAGAUAAAUUUGGAGUUAUUGAUGAAAUCGACAGAUCCUAAAAAUAUGCAAAUGACAAAAUUAGAGGUGCACAUUCCACGUUUUAAGACAGAAGAAAGCUAUGAUCUAACAUCACAAUUAAAAAACAUGGGAAUGCUGGACGCCUUCAGCCACAAAGCAAAUUUAUCUGGUAUAUCUGACAUUGGCCUCUAUGUGUCAAAAAUGAUCCAUAAAGCCUUCAUUGAGGUUAAUGAAGAAGGAACUGAAGCAGCAGCUGCAACUGGAGUUGUUAUUCAACCAAAAUCAGCCAUUAGGCAGUUUAUAGUAGACCAUCCAUUUCUAUGUUUCAUCAAACAUAAUGCAACCAAUACCAUUCUUUUUUGUCUCAAACUUUGUUCACCAAGCUCAUAA
This is a messenger RNA of Staurois parvus, 846 nucleotides long. The record is from the annotation of a GenBank genome assembly. NCBI's taxonomy places the organism in Eukaryota, Metazoa, Chordata, Amphibia, Anura, Ranidae.